Molecule: messenger RNA, 2596 nt
Organism: Momordica charantia (bitter melon)
Lineage: Eukaryota; Viridiplantae; Streptophyta; Magnoliopsida; Cucurbitales; Cucurbitaceae
Product: threonine--tRNA ligase, mitochondrial 1
Biological process (GO): threonyl-tRNA aminoacylation
Cellular component (GO): chloroplast; mitochondrion; cytoplasm
Molecular function (GO): ATP binding; threonine-tRNA ligase activity
Source: RefSeq, a predicted model, not a curated record
CUGUCUCCGACUUUGACUCUCCCGCUCUCUCUCCCACUGUAUUAUUCUCUCUCUCUCUCUCCCAAUCCAUCUUUGCAAUUGGAUGCUUUAUUCCUCAUCGUGAAAGCUGCGUCUCUUCAAAGCAUUCCGCAAAAGCUUCCUCGGCGUGACACUGAAAGAGGCAAAAGAUUUCCCAGCGUUUAAGGUAUUUUUGAUCAAACCAAAACCCCUCCUAAACCCCAAGAAUUCAUUUGUAUAUGCUGUUGUUGCGCCCUCGAAUUGGCCGUAAAGCAGCUUCAUCCUCUGUUCGAUUCCUCUUUCCAACAGCGGAGAUACAAGCUUCCCCGGCGCCAGCUUCAGUAGCUACAAUGGUGGCGCACCACUCCAAAGAUGAGGCCUACCUCAAUACCGUCAUUCCCAAACGCGUCCAGAUUUUUCAGUCAAUACAAGCUCAGCUGCUUGCCGACCGUCGCUCUCUUCCGUCGGAUACAAUCGAGAUCACCUUGCCGGAUGGGACGGUGAAGGAGGGUAAGAAGUGGCAGACAGCACCGAUAGAUGUUGCAAGAGAAAUCUCGAAGAGUUUGGCUGCGAACGCUUUGAUUGCGCAAGUUGAUGGAGUUCUAUGGGACAUGAGCAGGCCACUAGAGGGCGAUUGUGAGCUUAAGCUGUUCACAUUCGAAAGUGACGAAGGGCGUGACACUUUUUGGCAUUCUAGUGCUCAUAUACUUGGACAGGCGCUCGAGAUGGAGUAUGGUUGCAAGCUCUGCAUUGGACCCUGUACCACUAGAGGAGAGGGAUUCUAUUAUGAUGGUUUUUAUGAUGAUUUAGGCUUGAAUGACGAUCACUUCAAGCAAAUUGAGUCUGGUGCGUUGAAGGCUGUAUCGGAGAAACAACCUUUUGAGCGCAUUGAAGUUACAAGGCAACAAGCUCUUGAAAUGUUUUCUGACAAUAAAUUCAAGGUUGAAAUCAUUAAUGAUUUGCCAGAAGACAAGACUAUCACUGUUUAUAGAUGUGGUCCCUUGGUUGAUUUAUGUCGUGGUCCCCAUAUACCAAAUACAUCAUUUGUGAAGGCAUUUGCAUGCCUGAAGGCAUCAUCAGCCUAUUGGAGGGGAAGUAAAGAUCGUGAAAGCUUACAAAGAGUUUACGGGAUAUCUUAUCCUGAUCAAAAACGUUUAAAGGAAUACAUCAAUAUGCUUGAAGAGGCAAAGAAGUAUGACCAUAGAUUAUUGGGUACAAAACAGGAGCUUUUCUUUUGUCAUCCACUUAGUCCUGGAAGCUGGUUUUUCCUUCCUCAUGGAGCUCGGAUCUACAACAAACUUAUGGACUUUAUGCGGGCUCAAUAUAAGGAUCGAGGUUAUGAAGAGGUUGUGUCACCAAAUAUGUACAAUAUGCAACUAUGGGAAACUUCUGGUCAUGCUGCAAAUUAUAAGGAGAAUAUGUUCUUAUUUGAGAUUGAAAAGCAGGAAUUUGGAUUGAAACCAAUGAAUUGUCCUGGCCACUGUUUGAUGUUUCAGCAUAGAGUCCGUUCAUAUAGGGAACUUCCUCUUCGGUUAGCUGAUUUUGGGGUUUUGCAUCGUAACGAGGCUAGUGGGGCACUGACUGGAUUAACUCGUGUGAGAAGAUUUCAGCAGGAUGACGCUCAUAUCUUUUGCAGGGAAAACCAGAUAAAAGAUGAAGUAAGGGGCGUCCUAGAGUUCAUCCAAUACGCUUAUAACAUUUUUGGAUUUACAUUUGAGCUGAAGCUAUCAACGAGGCCAGAGAAAUACCUUGGAGAUUUGGAAACAUGGGAGAAAGCUGAAGCUGCACUUACAGAAGCACUGAAUGAAUUUGGGAAGCCCUGGCAGAUUAAUGAAGGAGAUGGUGCAUUUUAUGGACCAAAGAUAGAUAUUAGUGUAUCCGAUGCAUUGAAAAGAAAAUUCCAAUGUGCAACCCUUCAGUUGGACUUCCAGCUUCCUGCUCGCUUUGAUUUGUAUUACUCUGCAGAGGAUGAGGCCAAGAGGGAACGCCCUGUUAUGAUUCACAGAGCCAUCUUGGGGUCUGUUGAGAGGAUGUUUGCUAUUUUGUUGGAGCACUACAGAGGGAAGUGGCCCUUUUGGCUUAGUCCACGUCAAGCAAUUGUUUGUCCCGUAUCGGAGAAAUCUCAAUCCUAUGCACUGAAGGUGCGUGAUCUAAUUCAUCAUGCUGGUUAUUAUGUCGAUGUGGAUGUUACAGACCGAAAGAUUCAGAAGAAGGUGCGAGAAGCACAGUUGGCACAGUAUAACUACAUAUUGGUCGUUGGUGAGGAGGAGGCUAACACCAAACAGGUAAGCGUACGGGUGAGAGAUAAGGGUGACCAUUCAGUGAUGAGUAUUGAGAACCUGAUCAAACACUUCAAAGAAGAAGUUGCAGCUUUCCAUUAGAGAUGACUUGUUCAUUUGAAAACAGCAUAAGGGGGUAAUGGCAUCAGAUAUUAAUAAAACUCGAUUGUUUUUUGGCUCCCUUUGUCAUUACCAAAAGAAUAUAUUAGUUUCUUUGCCUUGGUUCUAUCCAUGUUCUCAUUUGUGUAAAAUAUGUAUAUGUUUUUGAGUUUCAUGGUUGACAAAUGAUCUAAUGAAGGUAAAAUUUAGCAGUUUUUUGA